Colletotrichum karsti is the source of this 801-nucleotide messenger RNA. RefSeq lists its product as uncharacterized. The transcript has a single exon. Lineage: Eukaryota; Fungi; Ascomycota; Sordariomycetes; Glomerellales; Glomerellaceae. Bases 1 to 801 code for a protein of 266 amino acids. The record is from RefSeq and is a predicted model, not a curated record.
AUGUGCCUCAGCAUCAAGUACGUCUGCUCAUGCAGUGCCCCCGUCCCAGACGAACCCAUGGACGCCGGCGAGGCGUGCCAGCUGUCCAUGAUGCGCGACCAAUUCGGUGACGAUGAUAACCGAUUCAACAUUUUGCACAAGGCGCUCAUCCUCCACGAGACCGUCCCCCUGACCAUCAACGACAAGAUCAGAGACCACGUCUGCCAGACCGAGGGGUGUAGCUCCAACCCGGGCACCGAGUUCACCAGCGGGUCCCACCCGGACUUCGGCUCCAUGGCGCGCUGCCCCGGCUGCGACAACGUCUUCUCCGUGGCCCCCGGCACCGUCGACGACCAACAGAUGCCCGGCAAGGUGCGGCCGUUCCUCUCACAGCACCCCGACGCCCGCGUGCCCAUCCUCGCCAAGCAAUUCUGGCCCGGGUACCGCUGCACCGCGGUGAAUGACGGCUGUCUCUGGAGCGAGCGUACUCUCAAGCGUGUAAUGAACCGACUCGAGGCUGCCAGGGAGUUUAUGGAGUGGAAGCCGCCCAGCGGUUUUCCCGGUAACCCACCUCCUCAGCAACUGGACGCGUCCGAGGAGGAGCAGAACCGUGGGGUCGAAGAGUCAGUGCCUAGCGCAACUAGGAACGGGCUGCCUUGGUCCGACGAAGACGUAAAAACACUCCUUAGCAUGAAAGACGAACGUGUCUCGGAUAAGGACAUCGCAUUUGUCUUGAGGAAGACCCAAAAAGCGGUCAACAGCAAGUUGAAUAAUCUUCGUAGAGCAGAAGAGAGAUUGGAAGCUUCACGCUCGAGGGAGUGA